This is a messenger RNA of Phragmites australis (common reed), 2580 nucleotides long. Its product is annotated as glycerol-3-phosphate acyltransferase 5-like. The coding region runs from base 444 to 1973 and encodes 509 amino acids. The transcript has 3 exons. Gene Ontology annotation, biological process: cutin biosynthetic process. NCBI's taxonomy places the organism in Eukaryota, Viridiplantae, Streptophyta, Magnoliopsida, Poales, Poaceae. The record is from RefSeq and is a predicted model, not a curated record. Gene Ontology annotation, cellular component: membrane. Gene Ontology annotation, molecular function: glycerol-3-phosphate 2-O-acyltransferase activity; phosphatase activity.
CCUCCGCAUCGGUUCACACGCGGCGCAGGCAUAAAAGGGUCGGCGAGCCACAGAACCAGCAAAAGCCUCUCCUCGAUCACCUUGCCAGUUAACUAGACCCGGUUUGUUGCGAGUUAGGUCAUCGAUCGCCUCUCCUCUCCUCUCCCGCGCUUUUUGCGCGCCCGCUCUCGCAUGCGAGCUCGGUGCAACCCUCCCUCCUAAUCCUACCGCUCAGGCAGCUACCCGGAGUCGCUCACCAGUGCGUGCGCCCGAACCGUGGCCAUGUGCCCAUGCACGCGCUAGGUGAUCGGGGUCCAACCAAACGCUGCCCACCUCCUCCACUUCCCUUAUAUCCUUCGCACGUCUUUGCUCGGCCCUCGGCUUGAUUGCUUCGACUCAUCGUCCAUCAGUCCACGUCUCGACAACAACACGCGCGUACAAAGGCCAGGAGCCCAAGAUCAUCCAUGGUGAUGAUGCCCACGCCGGCGUCCCGGCGCCGCUCCGUGGUGGCGGAGCUGGAGGGCGCGCUGCUGCGUGGCGCGGACACGUUCCCGUACUUCAUGCUCGUGGCGUUCGAGGCCUCGGGCCUGCUGCGGUUCGCGGCGCUGCUGGCGGUGUGGCCUCUGCUGCGGCUGCUGGAGCUGCUGGGCAGGGGGCGCCUGGCGCUGCGCCUCGCGGCGUUCGUGGCCACGGCGGGGGUGCCGCGGGCCGAGGUGGAGGCCGUGGCACGCGCCGUGCUGCCCAAGUUCUUGGCCGACGACGUCGACGCCGCGGCGUGGGCCGCGUUCGGGGGAUGCGAGGGGAGGCGCGUCGUGGUGACGCGGAUGCCCCGGGUGAUGGUGGAGCCGUUCGCCAGGGAGCACCUCGGCGCGCACGAGGUGGUCGGGUGCGAGCUGGAGUACAGCCGGCUCAGGCGGUCAACGGGGAUCGUCAGGGGCGGCGGGAAGGAAGCCAUGGCUGACCGCGUGCGCGCGCUGUUCGCCGACGGCGGCUGGCCGGACCUCGGGCUCGGCCGGUCAGAGAUGGCGCACUCCUUCUUGCCGUACUGCAAGGAGCAACUCCAGCCGCCGUUCACCGCGGGCGACGUGAUGAACGCCCCGCCAUUCCGGCCGGUCAUCUUCCACGACGGCCGCCUCGUGUGCCGUCCCACGCCGUUCAUGUCCCUCGUCAUCCUCGUCUGGCUCCCCCUCGGCGUGCUCCUCGCCUUCGUCCGCAUCGGCGUCGGCAUUACGGUCCCCAUCUGGAGCAUCCCCCGCAUCGCGCCAAUCUUCGGCGGCGCCGUCAUCAUGCACGGCCGCGCGCCUCCCCACGUCGGCGCCGGCAACAACACCCCGGACGGCUCGCCCUCGGGCGUCCUCUUCGUCUGCACGCACCGCACGCUCAUGGACCCCGUGGUCCUCGCGACCGUCCUCGGCCGCCGCGUGGCCGCCGUGACGUACUCCAUCUCCCGCCUCUCGGAGAUCCUCUCGCCUAUCCCGACGGUGCGGCUGACGCGCGACCGGGACGUGGACGCGGCGCACAUGCGCGCGGAGCUGUCCCGGGGCGACGUGGCCGUCUGCCCCGAGGGCACCACAUGCCGGGAGCCCUUUCUGCUCCGCUUCUCCGCGCUCUUCGCCGAGCUCAGCGACCGGAUCGUGCCCGUGGCGAUGAACUACCGCGUCGGGCUCUUCCACCCGACGACGGCGAGGGGGUGGAAGGCCAUGGACCCCAUCUUCUUCUUCAUGAACCCGAGGCCCGUCUACGAGGUGACGUUCCUGAACCAGCUCCCCGCCGAAGCGACGUGCGCGGCGGGCAAGAGCCCCGUCGACGUCGCCAACCACGUGCAGCGGAUUCUCGCCGCCACGCUCGGGUUCGAGUGCACCAGCCUCACGCGCAAGGACAAGUACAGGGUGCUCGCGGGCAACGACGGCAUCUUCAACGCCAAGCCGCCGCCGGCCGCGGAGCCGGCGUGGCAGCGCCGCGUCAGGGAGGUCCUCGGGUUCCUUCUCCACUAAUCACCAUUCACCAGAUGCGGAGGCGCCACGUAUGAAGAGGUGUUUGUUGGGGGAGAUAUUCCUCCCCAACGGAUGGUAAGAAAGCAACGGCCACAGACGGUUAUGCACUCUGAUGAGAUCAAUCAUAACACUUCUCUUUGAUUGAUUCAUCCUUGUAUAUUGAUUAAUGAGUAACUCCUAAAAAGCCUAUAAAAAUAUGAGAAGAAAAAUAUUGACGGUAAUAUACUAUUGAAAGCAUAGUAGGAAAAAUCUUAAGAGAAACUAAUAUAUAUAUAUGCUGGUAUUGAUAUUGCCUCAUUAAAAACUUUAUAUGAGAAAAUUAGAGAGCAAAACUCAAAAAGUAAAAAGAGUGCAAUAUAUAUGGUUUGAUGAUCAUUAACAAGUUAUAUAUCUUAGGAGUUUACUCCUCUGAACUUUGUAACUCUCGAAGUCGUAUCGUACAAAUUUCAUAAAUGAAAUAAAUAUACUAGCAAAGACUUUGUGAAUAAUUAUGUAAGAUUAUCACAUUAUAUCGUUUGCAAAGUAUCUAUCUCAUUUUUCUGUAAUUCAUGAGGAUUAAAUAAUUUUAGGCAAUAUGCUAUGUAAUAUUACACUUUAUAUAACAUGU